This is a messenger RNA of Penicillium soppii, 1626 nucleotides long. Its product is annotated as Gfo/Idh/MocA family protein. Lineage: Eukaryota; Fungi; Ascomycota; Eurotiomycetes; Eurotiales; Aspergillaceae. The record is from RefSeq and is a predicted model, not a curated record. The coding region runs from base 1 to 1626 and encodes 541 amino acids. Gene Ontology annotation, molecular function: nucleotide binding. The transcript has a single exon.
AUGAAAGAACCAAUCCCAACAUCAAUCAACGCCCCUGCCAACUCCUUAUCCUCCCCCGAACCCCUCCGCUUCCUAGUAAUAGGUGCUGGCUCACGAGGAAAUGCCUACGCUCGCGCCGUAACAACAGCAACAGCAGGUAAAAUCCACUCCAUUGCCGAGCCACAUAUCUCCAAGCGCCGCGCUUUCGGCAAGAACUACAUAUGGGCCGAGUCGGCGAGCGAGGGACAGGAAUUCAGCGAUUGGCGCGAUUGGAUAAAGUGGGAAGUUGAACGCAGGGAACGCGCUCAGCAUGAUCCGCAUACUGCGGUUGGUGUGCAUGGUGUGUUCAUCUGCACGCUCGACGAAACACAUGUUGAAAUUGUGCGUGCUCUUGCGCCCCUGCGACUCCAUAUCCUCUGUGAAAAGCCGCUUGCACUUUCGCUUGAUGAUUGCCUGAGCGUGUAUCGUACGCUUCAACCACCCGAUGAGUUGGGAAUGCCCGCGCCGCCAACGAACAUUUUCUCAAUUGGCCAUGUCCUUCGCUACAGUCCCCAUAAUAUCCAGCUUCGGAAACUCCUGGCUGAUCGUGCCAUUGGUGAUAUUGUCUCCCUUGAACACUGUGAACCUGUUGGUUGGUGGCAUUUCUCGCAUAGCUAUGUGCGCGGAAAUUGGAGACGUGCUACUGCUGCGGGUGAUGGAUCUCUUCUUACAAAAUCCUGUCAUGAUAUUGAUUUUAUUCUUUGGUUGCUUUGUUCACCUCUUUCCCCGGAUGAGACAGAUAGCUCGCAAGCACAAGCCUGCAAGCCGCAUUUCCCACGCUCGAUAUCCUCUGUCGGGACGAUGACGCAGUUCCGUCGUGCACGUAAGCCUGCUGGCGCUGGCGACGCGACUAACUGUGUUUCUUGUCCCGUCGAGCGGAACUGUAGCUAUAGCGCUGUCAGAAUCUAUAAUGAUCGCCACCUUGUUACAGGACACAUUGCAUGGCCGGUUGAUAUUGUCUGUCCGGAUAUCGAGGAUGUUUUCCGCUCGCGCGGCAGCGAAGCAGCCGAGUCUCUGCUUCUCUCUCGUCUCGGCGAAGACUAUGAUAAAAAAACCGUGGCUGAUGAGAGCAUCGCCUCGCGGCCUUGGUAUGGGCGCUGCGUUUAUGAGGCUGACAAUGAUGUCUGCGACGAUCAGGUUGUGACUAUCGCUUGGGAUGAUGAGGGGGUUGCCCCGCAUCGACUGGCUAAAACGGCCUCGUUUCAUAUGAUUGCUCCUACAGAGAAACAGUGUGAAAGACGGGGCCGUGUUUACGGUACGACUGGUGAGAUUGCGUAUGAUAGCCACACUAUCUCGGUGUAUGAUUUUGCGACCGCUAAGACUGAAAUUAUCAAUGUGCCCAAGCCGCCGCCUGAUCAGAAAGAGUCGCAUGGUGGUGGGGAUUACGGGCUUGCGAGACAGUUUGUCAGUGCUGUUGAGGCGGUUGAAGAUGGGUUGGAUGUUGAGACUGCCCAGACGCGGUUUGUUGGUUGUUCGCUUGAAGAGGCGGUUCGGAGUCAUGCUGUUGUCUUUGCGGCUGAGGAGGCGAGGAGAGACGAAAGGGUUAUUAAAUGGGAGAGUUGGUGGGAUGAGAAGUUGAAGGCUUCUGCUGCUGCAUUCAAGACGUAG